CCUGUGCGUGGUAGUGUGCUCUGGGCAGCCGGUCUUCCGGCGUCCUCUGGUAGCCGAUGCUGCGGCCCGGGGCCGCCAUCCCCUACUCGGAUUGGCGGCGCUAAGGCGCCGGGGCAGCGCGCGAAAUGUCGUCUGGGCUCCGCGCCGCCGACUUCCCCCGCUGGAAGCGCCACAUUUCGGAGGAGCUGAGGCGGCGGGACCGGCUACAGAGGCAGGCAUUCGAAGAGAUCAUCCUGCAGUAUAACAAGUUGCUAGAAAAGUCAGAUCUUCAUUCAGUGCUGGCCCAUAAGCUACAAGCUGAAAAGCAUGACAUCCCCAACAGGCAUGAGAUAAGUCCUGGACACGAUGGUGCCUGGAAUGAUAGUCAGCUACAAGAGAUGGCCCAGCUGAGGAUUAAACACCAAGAAGAACUGACUGAGCUACACAAGAAACGUGGGGAGUUAGCUCAAUUGGUGAUUGACCUGAAUAACCAAAUGCAGCAGAAGGACAGGGAGAUGCAGAUGAAUGAAGCAAAAAUUGCAGAAUGCUUACAGACUAUCUCUGACCUGGAGACGGAGUGCCAAGAACUACGCAGUAAGCUUCAGGACCUUGAAAGAGCCAACCAGACCCUGAAGGAUGAGUAUGAUGCCCUGCAGAUCACGUUUACUGCCUUGGAGGAGAAACUGAGGAAAACUACUGAAGAGAACCAGGAGCUGGUCACCAGGUGGAUGGCUGAGAAAGCCCAGGAAGCCAAUCGCCUAAAUGCAGAGAAUGAAAAAGAUUCAAGGAGGCGGCAAGCCCGGCUACAGAAAGAGCUUGCAGAAGCAGCAAAGGAACCUCUACCCGUUGAACAGGAUGAUGACAUUGAAGUCAUCAUGGACGAAACCUCUGAUCACACUGAGGAGACAUCUCCCGUGCGUGCCCUCAGCAGAGCAGCCACUAAGCGACUCUCGCAGCCUGCUGGUGGCCUUCUGGAUUCUAUCACUAAUAUCUUUGGUCUGUCCGAGUCUCCCCUUUUGGGACAUCACUCUUCUGAUGCUGCCAGGAGGCGUUCUGUCUCUUCCUUUCCAGUUCCCCAGGAUAAUGUGGAUCCUCAUCCUGGUUCUAGUAAAGAAGUGAGAGUGCCAACAACAGCGAUGUGUGUCUUUGAUGCUCACGAUGGGGAAGUCAACGCUGUGCAGUUCAGUCCGGGCUCCCGGCUGCUGGCCACAGGAGGCAUGGAUCGGAAAGUUAAGCUUUGGGAAGUGUUUGGAGAGAAAUGUGAGUUCAAGGGCUCCCUGUCUGGCAGUAAUGCGGGAAUUACGAGCAUCGAAUUUGACAGCGCUGGAUCUUACCUUUUAGCAGCUUCAAAUGAUUUUGCAAGUCGAAUCUGGACUGUGGAUGAUUAUCGGUUACGGCACACUCUCACAGGACACAGUGGCAAAGUGCUGUCUGCCAAGUUCCUGCUGGACAACGCGCGUAUUGUUUCCGGAAGUCAUGACCGGACCCUCAAGCUCUGGGAUCUCCGCAGCAAAGUCUGUAUAAAGACGGUGUUUGCAGGAUCCAGCUGCAACGAUAUUGUUUGCACGGAGCAGUGUGUCAUGAGUGGACAUUUUGACAAGAAAAUUCGUUUCUGGGACAUCCGAUCAGAGAGCAUCGUCCGGGAGAUGGAGCUGCUGGGCAAGAUUACCGCCCUGGACUUAAACCCAGAGAGAACAGAGCUUCUCAGCUGCUCUCGUGAUGACCUGCUGAAGAUCAUCGAUCUUCGGAUCAAUGCUGUCAGACAGACGUUUAGCGCGCCUGGGUUCAAAUGCGGCUCUGAUUGGACCAGAGUUGUGUUCAGCCCUGAUGGUGGUUAUGUGGCAGCCGGCUCAGCUGAGGGCUCUCUCUACGUCUGGAGCGUGCUCUCGGGGAAGGUGGAGAAGGUCCUUUCCAAGCAGCACGGCUCGUCCAUCAAUGCGGUAGCAUGGUCCCCUUCUGGCUUCCAUGUCGUCAGUGUGGACAAAGGAAGCAAAGCUGUGCUGUGGUCAGAGUAUUGAUGGCACCUUCGAGAGAGAGAGAGAGAGAGAAAGGAGCUGAAGUCGGAGAAGCACCCAGGCUCCUGCGGCGGCUCUGUCCUGGCAGGUGGUGUGUUGGGUGUAGCUUCGAUCUCCAGAGACAAGCUGGAGCCGCGUGGUGCGUGGCCUGCCUUUGAACAGGAUUUCUGAGGAUUUUAGCUGAGGUCUCUAAUGGCCUGAAAGGAUAACACUGAAAAAAUCUGGCCCUGCAGUCACUUAGCAGGGGUUCAGGUUCUUGCCUUGAUUCAGGUGGGAAACACUACUGGCUCUGAUCUUCCAUACCUCAUCGGGGGGAGCACGGUCACCUGCCAGCUUCCUUACUGGCCGGCAGGGCCAGGAACACCCCACACGUGCGCAUGGGUGUCAGUUCUCCCUCUGUGCAUUCUCCCGUCCUUCCAGAGUCGGUUCUGGCCCAAUGCAUGUCCUGUCCCCUUGGGAUGGUUUUCCCGGUGAACUCGCUUGAAUCAUUGGAUUAACAGGAACCCUAAAAGGAUUACCCCUGCCCUCAGCCCACAGGGACUGCCCUGAUUUCUGAGGAGACGACGGGACUGUGGUUCUCCCUGCUGGUCUCUGUCAUUAUUACAAGGCUCUUUCUCUGAUCUCAUCUGAUUACUGUUGGAAUUUCCUUAGGUCUCCUAAACCAUUCUUAGAAAGCAGCUGUUCUUCAAAGCUUCAGGUUACCUUUCUCCCUAACGAUGCUAUACACUUAUUUCUUGGUGAAGAAAUAAAUCUGUUUGGUUAUAAAAUACUUUUUGGAAGUAGGAGAGGAAGUGCAGAAACCUCCCUGCAGGGGAAGUGGGCCUGCUGUGGGAGUAGAGUGGCUUCCUGCAGCCAUCUGUAGACUCCCAGAAAGUGGGCAGGGCGCACGCCACCUUCUUUCUAGGUGUGCCUCAGUGACAGCAGCUGGUAACAAGAGAUUGGAGGCCUCGAAUGUAUUAGCCUGGAGCCAGCAGUUCCGGGUCACUGCCCCUUUGCCACGCCUAUGUGCAAUACCCCUCGGUGCUUUAGUGCGAGAAGCCCGUUCCAAGAAGCAUGGGAAUGUCAUCUUUAGGUGUCGGGAGUUCGGAUCAAGGCCAGGGAAAAUCUGGCCUGUGGCGCCUUUUUUUUUUUUCCUUAAAACAUUUAUCUUUACCAUUUUACCUGUGUAUAUCAUUUUAGUUCCUGAGUGACUGAAACACCAGUACUUUCAUCACUUUUUAAUUUGCACUUUAUUUUUUUCCUUCCACACUUGUUCUCUGGACAGCUGUGGGUAGGAGAGCUGGAGCUGGGUGAGGAGGGGUGCCGUGUCCAUCCUCCCUCUCUCCCUGGCCCUCCUCCCCCCGCCCCUUCCAGCUUGCUGCUCCAAGAGCUCAAGGGGAGGUAGAAUUCGCAGGCCAGGGCGCAUCUUUUAUUUAUUUAUGUUGCCCAACAGAACUUGAUUGUAAAUAAAAAAGAAAUCGGUUAUAUACUUUUCAAACUCUGUGUCUCUUCAUGGUUAUUGUGUGCUCCUCUGUCUUUCCGAGAAAAAGCUGUUUCUUUCAUCUGUUUUCGUGGUAUUUGUUCAUUUCUAAAUAACAGCUAUUUUCCUGGGGUCUCUCCUCAUCGUUCAUCAUUCGAGCCUCCGUUACCACUGCCUGUAAACCAGCAUUCCAGUUUCACAUCACAUGUAAGUCUUAGGAUCUCAUGAAUCUCUGCAUCUGUCCCGUGAGCGCCCAGCGCACUCACAAGACCCCUGCCAUCAGCUCUGUGCUGCAGCCGGUGAGAGUACCCGGUUUCGCACUGGACACUUUGUCCAUAGGAUCGAUGAUGAGCCUUACCGGUCUCCGCUGGUCUCCGGCCUCUUUGCUGAAGGGCCAUGAAUUAUCUCACAGAGGAGUGAUUUGUUUGCAGGACCUUGGGUCUCUAGUAAGCACCCUUGUACUGGGACAAAUCCUGAUCUCCUGGAGCCACCACCCCCACCCCAAAACCUCUGUCCGUUCCCUUAUGACAACUGUUUGUGGGGGGGCGGGGAGACAGCCGAACAUCCACUUCGCCCAGCACCUGAGGGCAGGAUUCUUUUGUGACCUGAAGUCUCAGAGGCAGCCAGCAGUCUCCAAAAAGCCAAAGGAGUCUUUUGUAGUCACUUUCAAGAAGGGUAAGUCAUUCUUAAAAGAGGUGUGAAGUAAGCAUUGCAGUAACCUCCAACUAUCCUGUUUUCUUUGAACUUGGAGGGAAGCUUGGCUGCUCUCCACUUUGAACAAAGAGAGGUUUUGGUUUGAGAUCCAUCUGUACCGUGAAGCUCUCUUCAGGUCACCUGACUGCCCUGGCUGAGUGUAUUUGUGUGGGCUCACACGGGCGGUGGGGGAGGACUUCAUCUGUCUCAUGGUCCUGACACACACCCCCCAAAAUCUGUCCGAUCAUCUGGGACCCUCCCUGCUGCUGCGGCUUCUGCUGGUGGGGGUAGGAGAUGGUCGCAGGAAUUUCUCCAUUUCCCAGAUGAAUCUGGGUGAUUGGAGCUGGUGUGCUCCCUGGUAAGUGAUGGCAGCUUUGACCCAAACACGAACAUACCUCAGAAGUUGAGGAUUUUAAAAACAUUUUUUAAAUGAACUUAAGUUCCCUAGGUCAUUUCCCAAAAUAGUGUGAUAAAUCAAGAUCAGUGCCUUAUUCUUAAAGUACAUGUCACAUACGUACUAGCCUUUGUCCUGUAAGUCCUGCAAAGCCCCUCUGCAUCUUUCACAUCGUGGCAUGCAGGAGAAUUUGUGUGGACACUGGGGUAAUCUCAUCCUGGAGGGGCCAGCCUGGCCCCAAGGGUGGCUUGGUUGGGAAGUUCCAGAUCUCUUGAACAGAGCAAGGUGUGCAGAGCUACCUGUGUUUUCGUGUGGCACAGCAUGACCCUACUUUGAGAGAACUAGAUAUUUUGAAAGGUGCACUUGAAACCCCUCACCCAUGUGGGCACCAGGAAAGAGUGGUCCUGAUGAAAUUCCCCUCCGAGACUGCCGGAUUGCAGAAACCACAAACAUUUCUGGGUUCCUGUGAGGCUUCAGAUCGUAAUCAGAAGCCUAUGGCUCUCAAACCUUGUGAUCUGUGAACUGUGUCCCGUGUCACAACUUGGGGGGAGUUUCAUAGUUAAGUGAGAAGCUCUUCUAGCAUCCUGACCCCUAGUGAGCGCCACGCCUCCAGUCCACACACCCCUCCAGGCCUACAGGGUGAGGCUGCCACCAGAUGGCCUGGGGCUGGCCACAGGGUUGCCUUUACUCCACUCCAUCUUUUCUCUUGUGCCAUAUGGAAAUGCCCACUCGCUAGAAA
Molecule: messenger RNA, 5279 nt
Organism: Enhydra lutris kenyoni (northern sea otter)
Lineage: Eukaryota; Metazoa; Chordata; Mammalia; Carnivora; Mustelidae
Product: autophagy related 16 like 1
Exons: 19
Coding region: 126-1997 (623 amino acids)
Biological process (GO): autophagosome assembly; negative stranded viral RNA replication
Cellular component (GO): autophagosome membrane
Molecular function (GO): protein binding
Source: RefSeq, a predicted model, not a curated record